This is a messenger RNA of Eriocheir sinensis (Chinese mitten crab), 4419 nucleotides long. It is a transcript of the gene tst, whose product is annotated as helicase SKI2W-like. Gene Ontology annotation, cellular component: Ski complex. Gene Ontology annotation, biological process: nuclear-transcribed mRNA catabolic process, 3'-5' exonucleolytic nonsense-mediated decay. The coding region runs from base 178 to 3807 and encodes 1209 amino acids. The record is from RefSeq and is a predicted model, not a curated record. The transcript is spliced from 2 exons. NCBI's taxonomy places the organism in Eukaryota, Metazoa, Arthropoda, Malacostraca, Decapoda, Varunidae. Gene Ontology annotation, molecular function: RNA binding; RNA helicase activity; ATP binding.
AUGGGAGGAGAAAUUGCAAGUCGCCUGUAACAUCAAGAUCAAGCUCGCCUCGCCGCCCAACAAGGAAGCCGCACGUUAGAUGGGAAUUUAAUCUGACAAUAGACCUCCACUUCCCGUCGACGAGGAGGAGACAUUUGACUGAAUAACAAGCCAGCGGGAGUGUGGAAUGCCAGCUCCAUGGAGGUCUUGGGCUGUCUGCCGCCAGUGCUGCCUCGCCUGCAGGACCAGGUGGAGGAGUACCUUCUCACACCAGAACUCCUCCCAAUCCACAGCGCAGCCAAUUCUAGGAAAUGGUUCCCACGGGUGCCAGAUCCUCACCGAUUGUACAGCCUGUGUCCACUGCCCCCCAGCUCCCACCUGGAAGUAGAGCGAGACCCAGCCUCCGGGGAGAUAACUGGCUUGCGGGAAGUGAGCAGCCGAGAUGCCGGGGCCACCGCCAAGAACUCACUCUCGCUGGGCCGUGCACCAGGGCCGCCUGAAGAGAUGGUGCGGGGGUCCACCACUAACCUCCCCUUCUGGCCUGGCGGCUUCCCCGUACCUGAGGUGGACACUGAGGCAGUGGAGGCAUCGGAUAUUUUUGACCCUAAGAACUUUUUGGUGAGUCACCCAAGGUUGUCUGGUGGCAUGACCUUUGACCUGCCAGAGCAGCUGGUGGAGAAGGAUGGGACCACAGAGCAGGAGGAGCAGAACGAGACAGGACUGGUGGUGAGUCUGGCUGACAUAUUGAAUGAACAGAAGAUCUUUGAAGAGGAGCAGCAUCCAGCCAAGCAGAGUGGUGGCAGCCUCAGCCUGGAGGGACUCAGCCAAGAGGAUGCCAAUUUGGUUCAGGAGUUCAACAUUGAGCCGCCUCCACCACCCCCCAAGCAAGACUUCGUCCUGGACACCUCCAGCACCAGCGCGGCGCCUGUCAUUGCCAGGAACACCGAGUGGGCUGAAAAUGUGGAUAUCAAUGCUCCUGUGGAUGACUAUGCAGCACGUGUUCCCAACCCAGCCUGUACCUACCCCUUCGAGCUGGACACCUUCCAGAAGCAGGCCGUCUUGCACCUGGAGCAGCAGGACUGCGUCUUCGUGGCAGCACACACUUCUGCCGGCAAGACUGUUGUGGCAGAGUAUGCUGUGGCCCUGUCCCUCAAGCACAUGACACGGGCAGUCUACACCUCACCCAUCAAGGCCCUGUCCAACCAGAAGUAUCGUGACUUUAAGGUGAAAUUUGAAGAUGUGGGUCUGCUCACAGGAGACAUCCAGAUCAACCCCAAAGCUUCUUGCCUUAUUAUGACCACAGAGAUCCUGCAGUCAAUGCUGUAUAACGGUAGUGACCUUAUUCGGGACUUGGAGUGGGUCAUAUUUGAUGAGGUGCACUACAUCAACAACGCUGAUCGUGGCCACGUGUGGGAGGAGGUGCUCAUAAUGCUGCCGGCCUCCGUCAACAUUGUCUUGCUCUCGGCCACAGUCCCCAACACCAUUGAAUUUGCUGACUGGAUUGGCCGCAUCAAGAAGCGUAAGAUCUACGUCAUCAGCACCAGCCAGCGCCCGGUGCCCCUGGAGCACUUCCUCUACACUGGCACUGGCGGGCGCUCCAAGGACGACCGCUUCCUGCUGGUUGAUGCUCGUGGCACCUUUGUCACCAAGGGCUACAACGACGCCCUGGCAUCCAAGAGUGAUAGAAAGAAGGGCCAGCAGACACAAGGGCCCCGUCAUGGCCGCCAACACAUGGGGGAGAAGCAGGAAAAAAACAUGUGGAUAGGGCUGCUGGACCACCUGGUGCGCCAUGACCUACUGCCAGUGGUGGCCUUCACGCUCUCCAAGAAGCGGUGUGACAGCAACGCCCAGCUGCUGCUGAGCCAAGACCUCACCACCAGCCGGGAGAAAGGGGAGAUCCGCUCCUUCAUCCGCCGCUGCACCGACCGCCUGCAGGGCACUGACAAAAAGCUGCCACAGGUGAUCUACAUGCGCCAACUACUCUUACAGGGCAUAGGUGUGCACCACAGUGGCAUUCUGCCCAUUCUGAAGGAGGUGGUGGAGAUGCUUUUUGCCAAGGGCCUGGUGAAACUUCUCUUUGCCACAGAAACAUUUGCCAUGGGAGUCAACAUGCCCGCACGUUGUGUUGUCUUUGAUUCCACCAGGAAGCAUGAUGGAACGGCGUUUAGGGACCUGGUGCCCAGUGAAUACAUUCAGAUGGCGGGGCGAGCCGGCCGCCGUGGUCUUGACACCACUGGCACAGUGAUGGUCCUCUGUAAGGUAGAGGUGCCGGAGAUGGCUGACCUGCACCGUAUGAUGUUAGGCAAACCAUCCAAGCUUGAGUCUCGGUUCAAGCUGACGUACUCCAUGAUGCUCCGAAUCCUGCGUGUGGAGAGCUUCACUGUUGAAGACAUCAUGAAGCGCUCCUUCUCUGAGGCAGUCCAGAUGGCCAACCAAAGUAUAUACAAGGAGCAGCUGGAGCAGGCUGAGGCAAAGCUGGCUGCUGAACCUGAAUUCUCCUGUCUUGUGUGCAAGGAUGUGAAAGAGUACUAUGCUGCCAGUCGGGAGUACAUAAAGCAGCGGCAGCGAGUGUAUACCUCAGUGUUAGGUUUUCCUGGUGUGAUGAAGGCCAUGGCUCCGGGCCGGCUGUUACUGCUUAGUCAUGGCAUGUACCAGCAGCGCCUUGGUUGCCUUCUUAAGAUAGACACCCGCGACCACAACAAAUUGACAGUCUUCAUCUUGAGGGGCAAGGAGGAGGUAGCUGCAGCUUCAGAGAAAGAAAUUCAGACACGCGAAGUGAUGGCUGCCAGCCUGGACACCUUUGAGAUGCUACAAGACACCUCAGAACACAUCUGCCUGGAGGUGCCGCCAGGCAGUGUGACCGCCAUCAUUGCCAAGACUCUCAAAGUUAGUGCUGACAAAGUCAUAGACAACAUUAAGAAGCGCCUCAUUCCUCGCUUCAGAGAUGACCCGCCAUCCAAGUCAGUGCAAGAGCUGAUUAGUCAAAUGCAGCGUCUGAAUGAGUCUGGGGGGAAAGACCUGCCUUCCCUGAGCCUGGUCAAAGAUCUGGGGGUGCGAGAAAUGGAAGCUGUGGCCCAGAUCCACGCCCUGGAGUGCCUGCAAACAAAGGUUACAGAGAAGGCAUGUUUGGAAUGCCCCAUGUUUCAGGAACAUUUUGGGCAAGCCUUUGUGCGACUUAGUUUAGAGGAGCGGGCGGGACGCCUCAGAUUCCUCAUGUCAGAGGAGGCGCUACAGCUUCAUCCAGAGUACCAGAUGCGAACCCAAGUGUUGCGCCGCCUGGGCUACGUUGAACAAAACAACACUGUCACCCUAAAGGGUCGUGUGGCUUGUGAAAUGGGCAGUAGCAACGAGUUGAUGGUGACAGAACUGGUGCUGGAGAAUGUUUUUGCAGAUAGUCCUGCUGAGCUAAUAGCGGCGCUGCUCUCCUGUAUGGUGUUCCAGCAGCGCAACUGUAGCGACCCAGCUCUCACGCCAGAGCUGAAGUCUGGCAUAAAGCAGUUUAAAGAUGUAGCACGGCACAUUGGUACAAUACAACAGGAAUGUGGCCUCUUGGAACCUGUUGGGGACUUUGUAGAUCAGUUCAACUUUGGUCUGACGGAGGUGGUGUAUCAGUGGGCUUGUGGAAUGCCCUUCAACAAGAUCAUGGAACUGACUGACGUUCAGGAAGGUGUUACUGUGAAGUGCAUCCAGCGACUUGAUGAAGUGCUCAAGGAUGUGAAGAAUGCAGCACACAUCAUCGGUGACCCCAACUUGAGGGAGAAGAUGGAGGCAGCCUCAACAGCCAUAAAAAGGGAUAUUGUGUUCACUCCCAGCUUGUAUACACAGUGAAGGGUGAUCUGUACCGAAGAAACUACCUUACACACACACAUGCACACAUACAUAUUGAUUUUUUUUUGUCUAGAUUUAGAAGAAGGCAAAUGCUUCCUUAUUUAAACCUGACAAAUUUAACUUUGCCAGAGAAUAUUGCUCUCUCUGCUGCUGCCCCGGUGAGGUGGUGGGCGCAUGGUCAUUGUGCAGACGCUGUGUCCUGGAGGGCCCAGGUUCAAGCCCUGCCCGCCUCUUCAAGCUGACAAUUUCCUGUCAUCGCUGAGUGACUGAAGACUACCCACAUGGUGUCCUGAUGACCACCCAUCAACCUGGAAUGUUGCAAAACUAAAGAGGAUCAAGUGUAGUUCUGGGAGGCAGCAUGAGCCAAGCAAGAUGCCACCACUUUAGAACACUUGCCUGUUCCACUAAUAGGCAGGGGAUGACCACCAGGCACCACCAUGAAAGCCUAUGGGGGCUAUAGGCCUAAGGUUAAAAAUAUAUAAGAAUUAAGUAAAACUGGAGGAUAUAUGGUGGAGUAAUUUAUGCACAAUAUAAUCUUGUUAUAUUCUCAAUAUUAUAAAUCAUUGUAACUAUUUAUUUUGUGACUACCAUAAUAAAUACAAUGCAAGCAAA